CACUACAAAUACUCAGACACACAGUAUUCCCUCCCUCAACCAAGAGGCAUUCAUCAGCUCUGCGUUGACCCUUGUAUUCACAAAUAAAGACUUGUUCUUUUCCACUCCCUCUGUCACUCCCCUCGUUUUCUUUUCCUUUAUUCAUUCUCUCAUCUGCCUCCUCCUCUUAACCCAUAUUAUUCAAUCAAUAACUCUGAAGAAGUGCACGGGUUGUAUUUCUAAACCCUGAUAGAGUGACUGCCCCUAUUACCCUUGCUCUCUCUUUCCCCACUCACUCCCUCCCUCCCUUGUCCCUUUAGCUUUUCUCCCCUCUCGCUUCUUUUUCUGUGUUUGAAUGGAGAAUCUGGGUUCCCCAGAACCUGCGCACCCUGCGCCGGGUGCAGGGCCUGUUGCUGGGGUUUCUGUUGCCAAGACGGCAGGGGCUGAGGGAGACGAGGGAGACGAGGGAGACGAGGCAGCGGCGGCGGUGAUCAACUCCAAACUGUUUCGGUGUGCAUGUGUGGGACGUUGGCUACCACUGGCCUACAGAGAAGAACUCUACCACAUCUUACGGCUCACAGGCCCACUGCUGCUGUCUCGGAUUCUGAACUUCCUCAUGCCAUUUGUUAUCACCAUAUUCUGUGGUCACAUUGGCAAUGUAGAACUGGCUGGAUACGCACUGGCCUCAGCGACCAUUAAUGUGACAACAACAUCAACAGGCUAUGGCCUCUCAUUGGCUUGUGACACACUCAUUUCUCAGACGUUCGGCAGUAAGAACUUGAAACGAGUGGGAGUCAUUCUGCAAAGGAGCACUUUGAUCCUGCUGCUGUUCUGCCUGCCCUGCUGGGGCCUUCUCAUCAACUCUUACAACUUGCUGCUCCUCUUGCACCAAGACGAUGAGGUGGCGAGAAUUGCCCAGCUCUACAUGAUGGCAUUUCUACCAGCUGUCCCAGCCAUGUUCCUGCACCACUUGCAAGUUGCCUACCUACAAAACCAAGGGAUCAUUCUGCCGCAGAUGUACACAGCAGCAGCAGCAAACCUUUUUAACCUGGGGGCCAACUACGUCUUAAUCUUCAGCCUUGAGCUGGGAGUUGUUGGAUCAGCUAUUGCUAACGGCCUCUCUCAGGUAGCGAUCUGCCUGCUGUUGUUUGGCUACAUCAGAUGGAAAGGGCUCCAUAAGGAGACGUGGGGAGGCUGGUCCACUGACUGUCUGCAGGAGUGGGGCUCCUAUAUGAAGCUGGCUGUUCCCAGUUUGUUCAUGGUCUGCUUUGAAUGGUGGAUCUGGGAGAUUGGAGGUUUCCUUGCUGGUGUACUUGGAGAGACGGAUCUUGCUGCCCAGCAUGUGUUGUUGGAAAUAGGAGCCAUUACAUAUAUGUUCCCUCUAGGUAUCCAUGCAGCUGCCUGUGUGCGUGUUGGGAAUGCUCUGGGGGCCGGGGACACCUCCAGGGCCCUUGUCACCUGCAAAGUGGUCCUGGUUCUGUCAGGAAUGCUUGCUGUGCUCCAGGGUAUCAUCAUCGCUAGCUCUAAGUCCGUCAUUGGCUACAUAUUUACUGCUGAUGAAAACAUUGUGCAGAUCACCUCAGAGAACCUCACAAUGUACACAUUUCUACAAUUCUUUGACGCACUCCUGUGUGUCUGCUCAGGGAUUCUUGUGGGAAGUGGGAUGCAGAAAAUUGCCGCCUUGUCCAACCUGGUGUGUUACUACUUAAUCGGUCUGCCAGUGGGAAUAGCGCUGAUGUUUUUGGCCAAGCUCAAAGUAUUAGGCUUCUGGUGGGGCCUCUUUAUAUGUGUUGUCUUGGAGACUGGUUUCUACAUCUUUAUAAUCUUCAGACUAAACUGGAAGAAAGUCACACAAAAGGCUCAAGUGCGGGCUGGAAGAAAAUUGAUGUCGAUACCAAUGUGUCCUGCGCAGACAGUGCUGAAUGAAGCAAUGGUGUCUGACAUCUCCGAUGGCCCGAAUACACGGAAUCUUUGCACCCUGAAGGCUCAGUUGGACAGUGAAGAAGCCCCUAACGCCGAAGGCUACAGUCCAGUCAUCACCCAGGAUCAGGACCUGAAAGCAGGCAUCGAGGCUGUGGCCAACAACACAAAUACAGGAGGAGCUGAGGGGGAUGCUGAGCAGAGCAGAAAGACAUCAAACGCCAAAACUCAAGUGCCGCUUUCAGUCACUCAGCUGAUCUUGCGGCGGGGACUCACCCUCACGGUUUUAGUGGUCAUUUUGGCCAUAGGUGUCGCUUUCCAUGUUGCAUAUCCUGCACCUCAGCCGUCUGCCCACAGCAGGUCCAACUUUACCCUGAACUGGGCUAAUGACUCCACUCCUACACCACUGGCUCCGCUGUACCUGAACCAAAAUCUCUGAGCUGUCUUUGACCUCUGAAUGUACGCAUCUAGUGGCUGAACACAGUUCUCACAAACUGAUAUUUACAUCUCAGAGAGAGAGAAUAUCAAAUUCAUAGUUUAUUCAUCGACCUGGUUUGUUAUUUUGUAAAACUACAGCCUGACAUGGGCUACUGGAUUUGCUUUGUGUAGAGAACAAUACGUCUCAGUGCCGCACUGCUGAGCAAAUCCACAGAGAGCUGGGAGCAAUAUCAAAUGAGACUGGCAUGAACAAAGGUCUUGUUACAAAGAUCGUGUUUUAACCUGCUCAGCCUGAGAUGCUCAGCUGGGACUACAAGACACAUUAUAAACCCCUCACUAAGAGACUGCGUGGUUCCUCCACACAUAGCUUUUGAUUUUUACACUUAUUCUUGUCUUGAUUUACAUGCACUGUGACAUAUAUCUUCUUUUACUGACCUCAAAUCAUUAUCUUGUUUUUAAGCUGUAAGUGUAAGAUUGAGUAUAGAUAUGUGAUGUGAAAUUUACAUGUUUUCAUGUAAAUAUGAGCAGGCUACACCAACACAGUCUCGAAGAAAUACAUGAGCCCAACCUCAACAAUUUCUUAUGUGGUGGUGGGCACAAAAUGGGUUAAAAUUACGUGUUGGCAACAAGAAAACAAUGACAAUGCAAAGUUUAUUAUGAGCGGCUGCAGUUUUGUCGUGUAACAGUCGCAGUUUGGUUAGGUUUAGGGAAAGAAAAACACUUGGUUAGGUGUAGAGAACAAAAGAAAAUGGUUGGUUAGGUUUAAAAAAAGAUUGUGGGUUCGGUUAAAAUAACUGACCUUUGGUUUCACACGGGACACAAACAGCAGUGUCGUGGUUAAAAGUCUAUGUUUGUUUGACCCAUCCAUAAGAGUCCUGCAGGGGUCCCUUUUUGAAAACCGGCUUUCAAAAAAAAAAUGACUGCGGCUUGAUAACAGUGAUUAAGAUGUCAAAAAAUUACACACAUACUGCACAAUCUUUUUCAUUGGUUUGUUCUGACAUGAACAUAAACAGAAAUAAAAAAUAUAUUUUUGUUCUUGUGUUGCCAGUACAUAAUUUUAACACAUUUCAUGCCCACCACCAAGUAAUCCAUUAAGACUUUGUGCAUGAGAACUUUGUGCAUGUACAUCUCACCUAUUUCUACGAGACUGGGCUGGCUAUACAUUCCUGCAAUGUCUUCCUGGAUCACUGUCACUCAGCCCUGGGAUUCUCCAGGACAGAGGUGACUGAUGAAUGAUAAGUUAGUUAUUUUUUCACUGUAAAUCUGUGGCCAAUAAUAUAGUGUACUGCCAUGUUAUAGGACCCUUAUCAAUAAAAAUGCUUUUUAAAAUGUAUAACAAUGAAAUUAACUACAGGGAAGCCAAAAUAUAUAAUUUCCCCAUUGAAUGUUUUAGAGUCUGUGAUCUGAGCUGCAGAAACAGACUGAACUCUUCUUCAGGUUCUUUUAAAUGUGCAGUUGAAGGGAUGAAAUUCAAACUAUGUUGCCAGGAUCAGAAAUUAAAGCACCAAUUAUUGCAGGCUG
Molecule: messenger RNA, 3858 nt
Organism: Epinephelus moara (kelp grouper)
Lineage: Eukaryota; Metazoa; Chordata; Actinopteri; Perciformes; Serranidae
Gene: slc47a1
Product: solute carrier family 47 member 1
Exons: 17
Coding region: 335-2338 (667 amino acids)
Biological process (GO): xenobiotic detoxification by transmembrane export across the plasma membrane
Cellular component (GO): membrane
Molecular function (GO): xenobiotic transmembrane transporter activity; antiporter activity
Source: RefSeq, a predicted model, not a curated record